AUGGCGCUGGCGAGCGAAUGGCACGGCUACGUACCCGGCGCCUCAUUCUCCUCUGUCUCGCCUGCUCAAAGUUUAGCACGCCGGCACUUGGCAGCUGCCCGCGCCGCCAUAACACUUCCAGUCGACAGGGUUCCAGACCCAGAUUGCCUGGCGCCUCCAAUCUAUUGUCUAAGACCACGGCGCCCAGAGACGGCACGCCAGCCGCCUUUCUUGCCUGGCCUCUGCGUCUUUCGUCAACUCUGCCGCGGAGACGAUUCGCUCAGACCCGGGCGGACUGGUCAUGCUGUGUCGCCUGCACUUGUGCUGCAGAACGGGUCUGGAUUCUGGAUGCUGGUGGCGCCUGCGUACUGCACGAUGUUCCCCAUAGACUAG
Molecule: messenger RNA, 372 nt
Organism: Purpureocillium lilacinum
Lineage: Eukaryota; Fungi; Ascomycota; Sordariomycetes; Hypocreales; Ophiocordycipitaceae
Source: RefSeq, a predicted model, not a curated record